GGCGGCGGCGGCAGCGGCAGCAGUAGCGGCGGCGGCAGCAGCGGCCCCUCCUCACCCGAACAUCAGGGCCCUCCAGACCCAGGCGCCCCAACAAAUUCCUAGAGGACCUGUGCAGCAGCCUCUGGAGGAUCGCCUUUUCCCUUCCCCGGUCUCCGCGGUCUACAGCACGGUAACACAAGUAGCAAGACAGCCGGGACCCCAAACCCCUUCCCCUUACUCAGCACAUGAGAUAAACAAGGGGCAUCCAAAUCUUUCGGCAACGCCCCCGGGACAUGCAUCGUCCCCUGGACUCUCUCAAACCCCUUAUCCCUCUGGACAGAAUGCAGGUCCAGCCACACUGGUCUAUCCUCAAGCCCCUCAGACAAUGAAUUCACAACCUCAGACUCGUUCUCCGCCCAGCAGAACAGUGCCAAUACAUUGCACAGACAACUGGAAGAGGAGGAAGGUUUUGGAACAGACUCCCGUUUACAGGUCCCUGGCUGGAAGAGGCUGGAUAAAAUACUGCAUUUUUGCAGCGGGGCCUCGACCUGCCCAUCAUCAGGGAGGAUUCAGACCUAUCCAGUUUUUCCAGAGGCCUCAAAUACAGCCUCCCAGAGCCACCAUCCCGAACAGCAGUCCUUCCAUUCGUCCUGGUGCCCAGACUCCCACCGCUGUGUAUCAGGCCAAUCAGCACAUCAUGAUGGUUAACCAUCUUCCCAUGCCAUACCCUGUACCCCAGGGUCCUCAGUACUGUAUACCACAGUAUCGUCAUGGUGGCCCUCCUUAUGUUGGGCCCCCACAACAGUAUCCUGUUCAACCACCAGGACCCGGUCCUUUUUAUCCUGGACCAGGACCUGGGGACUUCCCCAAUGCUUAUGGAACGCCUUUUUACCCAAGUCAGCCCGUGUAUCAGUCAGCACCUAUCAUAGUGCCUACGCAGCAGCAGCCCCCUCCAGCCAAGAGAGAGAGAAAAACCAUUCGAAUCCGGGAUCCCAAUCAGGGCGGUAAAGAUAUAACAGAGGAGAUUAUGUCUGGAGGUGGCAGCAGGAACCCUACCCCACCUAUAGGAAGACCCACAUCCACGCCCACUCCUCCUCAGCAGCUGCCCAGCCAGGUCCCCGAGCACAGCCCUGUGGUUUAUGGGACUGUGGAGAGCGCUCAUCUUGCUGCCAGCACCCCUGUCACUGCAGCUAGCGACCAGAAGCAAGAAGAGAAGCCAAAGCCAGAUCCAGUGUUAAAGUCUCCUUCCCCAGUCCUUAGACUAGUCCUCAGUGGAGAGAAGAAAGAUCGAGCAGGCCAGACCCCGGAGGUGACUUCAGCAGAGUCGGUUCCAGAGCUUCCUCGGCCUCCAUCACCCUCUGCCAUUCCUCCAGUUGUCGGGAGUUCAGUUGCUUCCCCGUCCUCUGCUGCUCUUAGUAGCCAACCUGUCUUCACUUCCCCUCUUGAUGACAGAUGUGAACUCUGUCCCUCAGAAGUUACAGUUCCUGUCCCCAGCCCCACAUCUCGUACAUCAGAACCAUCAGAUGAAUUUGAUGAUGAUAUAUGCAAGAGACCUUCUAGUGUAGCACCUCAUGAAAUUCCACUGAUUUCUAGUACUAACCUAAGUGAUGAACUGAAUGGAGUUAACGAACAGUUGCCAGUGAAGGAGAGCACUGUGGAAAUGGUAAAACAGGAAGUGUUGCCAUUGACUCUGGAGUUGGAAAUCCUGGAAAAUCCUUUAGAAGAAAUGAAAAUGGACUGCAUCCCAGCUCCCGUCACCCCCUCCAUGCUUCCUUCCUUUUCUCCAGCUCCCCCAACUCCUCCAGCUUCUCCUCCCCCCAUUACAGUCAUUGUUCCUGCUGUCACCACGACUGUUAGCUCUCCUACUGCUCCCACUGCAGUCCAGAGAGCUGUAGAAGAGGAUGAGAGCCUAAGAACUUGCCUUAGUGAAGAUGCAAAGGAGAGUCAAAAUAAAAUGGAGGUAGAAACCGAUGGGCAAGCAGAAGAAGUGGUGGAGUCUCAGAUCCUAAGUUCAAGAAAGAGCCCUGCCCCAGCACAAAUAGUUGUCACUGCACCAAAGACGUGGAAGAAGGCAAAAGAUCGGACCCGGACCACGGAAGAGGUGGUAGAAGCAGAGCUUGAGCCUAGCGCAGAAGAGCAGCUUUCAGUGGACAGAGCUCUGGAAGCUGAACAAGAUAAGAUGAGCCAAGGUCAUCCUGAAAGAGACCCCUGUGACCUGAAAACCAUGACAGCUGGGGAUGAAAAUGGAGAAGAAGCUGAGCCUAUUCGGAAUGGUGCUGAGAGCAUUUCUGAGGGGGAAGGAGCAGAUGCUAGUUUAGGCUCCACUGAUAGUACUGGGGAUGGAGUCACUUUCCCCUUUAAACCAGGAUCUUGGAAGCCUGUUGAUACUGAAGGCAAGAAGCAAUAUGACAGGGAAUUUCUGUUGGACUUCCAGUUUAUGCCGGCCUGUAUACAGAAACCAGAAGGCUUGCCUCCCAUCAGUGAUGUGGUUCUUGACAAGAUCAACCAACCCAAAUUGCCAAUGCGAACUCUAGAUCCUCGGAUCAUGCCUCGAGGACCAGAUUUCACACCAGCCUUUGCAGACUUUGGAAGACAGUCACCUGGUGGUAGAGGAGGUGUGCCUUUGUUGAAUGUUGGACCACGGAGGUCUCAGCCUGGUCAGAGGAGGGAGCCCAGAAAGAUCAUCACGGUUUCUGUAAAAGAAGAUGUACACUUAAAAAAGGCGGAAAAUGCCUGGAAGCCCAGCCAGAAACGUGACAGCCAAGCUGAUGAUCCUGAGAGCAUUAAGACCCAGGAACUUUUCCGAAAAGUUCGAAGUAUCUUAAAUAAACUGACACCACAGAUGUUCAACCAGCUGAUGAAGCAAGUGUCAGGAUUGACUGUUGAUACAGAAGAGCGGCUGAAGGGAGUCAUUGACCUGGUCUUUGAGAAAGCUAUUGAUGAACCCAGUUUCUCUGUGGCUUACGCAAACAUGUGUCGAUGUCUAGUAACGCUGAAAGUACCCAUGGCAGACAAGCCGGGCAACACGGUAAAUUUCCGGAAGCUGCUGUUAAACCGCUGCCAGAAGGAGUUUGAAAAGGAUAAGGCAGAUGAUGAUGUCUUUGAGAAGAAGCAGAAAGAAUUGGAGGCUGCCAGUGCACCAGAAGAGAAGACCAGGCUUCAUGAUGAGCUGGAAGAAGCUAAGGACAAAGCCCGGCGCAGAUCCAUUGGUAACAUCAAGUUUAUUGGAGAACUCUUUAAGCUGAAAAUGCUGACGGAAGCCAUCAUGCAUGACUGUGUGGUAAAGCUGCUGAAGAACCAUGACGAGGAAUCACUGGAGUGCCUGUGCCGCCUGCUCACCACCAUUGGCAAAGACUUGGACUUUGAGAAGGCCAAGCCACGCAUGGACCAGUACUUUAACCAGAUGGAGAAAAUUGUAAAAGAAAGAAAAACUUCAUCAAGGAUCCGAUUCAUGCUUCAAGACGUGAUAGACCUGAGGCUGUGUAAUUGGGUAUCUCGAAGAGCAGAUCAAGGGCCUAAGACGAUUGAGCAAAUUCACAAAGAAGCAAAAAUAGAAGAACAAGAAGAGCAGAGAAAGGUGCAGCAGCUCAUGACCAAGGAGAAGAGAAGGCCAGGUGUCCAAAGAGUGGAUGAAGGUGGGUGGAACACUGUACAAGGGGCCAAGAACAGUCGGGUACUUGACCCGUCAAAAUUUUUGAAAAUCACUAAGCCCACAAUUGAUGAGAAGAUCCAGCUGGUACCUAAGGCGCAGCUGGGCAGCUGGGGGAAAGGCAGCAGUGGCGGAGCAAAGGCAAGCGAAUCUGAUGCCUUACGGUCAAGUGCUUCCAGUUUAAAUAGAUUCUCUCCUCUGCAACCUCCAGCAUCAUCAGGGACCCCGUCAGCCACACCGUUAGAGUUUGAUUCCCGAAGGACAUUAACCAGUCGUGGAAGCAUGGGCAGGGAGAAGAAUGACAAGCCUCUUCCACCGGGAACAGCCCGCCCCAACACCUUCAUGCGGGGAGGCAGCAGUAAAGACCUGCUAGACAAUCAGUCCCAGGAGGAGCAGCGCAGAGAGAUGCUCGAAACAGUAAAGCAGCUGACGGGUGGCAUGGACCGAAACAAAGUGCGAGAGCCAGUAGUGAAGGCAGAGAUUUCAACAACACCGUCCCCUGACAAGCCCACGUUAUCAGAAGAAGAAAUGGAGAGGAAGUCCAAAUCAAUUAUUGAUGAGUUUCUACACAUCAGUGACCUUAAGGAAGCCAUGCAGUGCAUAGAAGAGCUGAGUGCCCAGGGCCAGCUGCAUGUUUUCGUGAAGGUGGGAGUGGAGUUUACCCUGGAAAGGAGCCAGAUCACCAGGGAUCACAUGGGCCACUUACUCUAUCAGCUGGUACAGUCAGAGAAACUCAGCAAACAGGACUUUUUCAAAGGUUUUUCAGAAACCUUGGAAUUAGCAGAUGACAUGGCCAUUGAUAUUCCUCAUAUUUGGUUGUACCUUGCUGAACUGGUCACUCCCAUGUUAAAAGAAGGUGGAAUCUCCAUGAGAGAACUUAUUGUAGAAUUUAGCAAACCUUUACUUCCUGUUGGAAGAGCUGGGAUCUUGCUUUCUGAAAUAUUGCACCUUCUAUGCAAACAAAUGAGCCAUAAAAAAGUGGGAGGUUUAUGGAGGGAGGCUGAUCUCAGCUGGAAGGACUUCUUACCUGAAGGGGAAGAUGUACAUACUUUUCUCUUGGAACAGAAACUAGACUUUCUAGAAUCUGAAAGUUCCUGUUCCCCUGAAGCACUUUCAAGGAAGGAGCUCCCUGCAGAAGAGCUAUACCAGCGGCUUGAGAAGCUCAUUGUAGAAGACAAGGCGAAUGAUGAGCAGAUCUUUGACUGGGUAGAGGCUAACCUAGAUGAAAGCCAGAUGAGUUCACCUACAUUCCUUAGAGCUUUAAUGACAGCCGUUUGUAAAGCAGCAAUUAUAGCUGACUGUUCGACCUUCAAAGUGGACACUGCUGUGAUUAAGCAGAGAGUGCCGAUCUUGCUCAAGUACCUAGACUCAGAUACAGAGAAGGAGCUCCAAGCACUUUAUGCACUACAAGCAUCAAUAGUCAAACUUGAUCAACCUGCCAAUUUGCUACGGAUGUUUUUUGACUGCCUGUAUGAUGAGGAGGUGAUUUCAGAGGAUGCCUUCUACAAAUGGGAGAGCAGCAAGGACCCUGCUGAGCAGAAUGGGAAGGGUGUGGCCCUCAAGUCUGUCACUGCAUUUUUCACGUGGCUUCGGGAAGCAGAAGAGGAGUCUGAGGAUAACUAAACUUCAAAUACACAAACGAAACAAAAGAAACUAUUUAAGUAUUUUUUUAAAAAAGUUUCACGUCUUCGCCAAUCACAGUGCAGCAAGGCCAAUUCUCGCAGAAAUCCCCACGUGCACGAGUGGGAGAGGGGAAAGGAUUAAAAGGUGAUCAUGGAGGAAAAAGGUACUGAAAACAAACUUCAAACCUGAGGGCGGGAGCACGAAACCAAAAUACAUGUAUUAUUUAUAGAAAAUAUUUUCUGUUUUAAUCUUUUCUUUUUAAAUAAGGACUCAUACUAUAAAAAACACAUUUAGCAAAAAAAAAAAAAAAAAAGUUCAGAACUUUUAAUUUAUUUUAAGGACUGCAAAUGCCAGUGUGUAAUUUUUUAAUUUGCAGUUUCUGUAAACAACUUGUAUAAUAGAAAAGCAGAAAAAUAAAUUUCCCUCCCAUUUAAUGCACCUCACAUUUGUUUUAAGGCACAGUAGUUAGUUCAAAUUUGAUAAAGUUUGGGGUGAAUAAGGUAAGAAAGAUUUUUUUUUUUUCUGUCUUUGCUCCUUCCUGCCCCCUCCUGGACAUCAACUCUUUCUGCCUGUCUCUCAGCUUGCUUCAGAAAAUUCACAUGAGUCACAGUAGUAAUCAAAACAUACAUCUCUUUGGAACAGAAGGAAAUGCUGUGGACCAGAAAACUCCAAGAAUUGUUCAAAAAAGUGCUACCCUGGGAAAAGUACUCUUAAUCCUUUUGAAAUCUUAAAGCAACUUUAAGGCUUGUAAAUACAUAGAACAAAUAUUUAAAAAAAAAGAAAUUGACUCAAUAUUAUUUCUUUUCACUUUCAAAAUAUAAGGAACAAAAUAAAGUCGAACAUUGCAAGUUUAAAA
This is a messenger RNA of Jaculus jaculus (lesser Egyptian jerboa), 6107 nucleotides long. It is a transcript of the gene Eif4g3, whose product is annotated as eukaryotic translation initiation factor 4 gamma 3. The record is from RefSeq and is a predicted model, not a curated record. Gene Ontology annotation, molecular function: translation initiation factor activity; protein binding; mRNA binding. Gene Ontology annotation, cellular component: eukaryotic translation initiation factor 4F complex. NCBI's taxonomy places the organism in Eukaryota, Metazoa, Chordata, Mammalia, Rodentia, Dipodidae. The coding region runs from base 365 to 5251 and encodes 1628 amino acids. The transcript has 36 exons.